CUGCGCGUGACACGCCCCUUCUUUCUGCAAGCCAUGUGGCUGUCGACGGAAGCUAAAUAAAGGUCUCUGCAGAUUUCAACUUCCUUUUUAUUCAGUUUUUUUACAUAAACGUUGCGGACUCCUGCACGACAACGGCAGCCAAAAAUGUCGGCAGGCGUCGUGGACAUCCAGGCGCAGGUGGAGUCUGUUCUGGCUGCGCUGGUCAAAGUCGCCUCGGUGGAGUUAACCAAACUGUUCGAGAGCAGAUACCGAGCCUCGGCUCUGGAUGUGCAGCUGGGCCGCACCGAGGACGGAAAGGAAAAUGAAACCGUGGAGAGUUUAUCGAAAGGAAACAGAAAACGCAGCAUCGGCGUGCAAGUGGACGAAGACAUUAAUGCGCAGUUACAGCUUUCUGGUUCCCCACUCCCCUCAGAUGGGGAUUGUAUGAGAGAGUACAGGGAGGAGGAGGGGGAUGAGGAGGAGGAGGAGGAGGAGGAGGAGGAGGGGUGCCUCAUUCCACCAGACAUCCUCCUUACUGAAGAUAAUGGCCGUGAUGACCCCGAGUGGUCGCCCCUGAAGGAACAGGUUGUGGCAGAGACUGUGGAUAUGGCGGGGAUCAGCGUCCUUGAAACGGGGUCCUCAACAGAUAGUGAUCCACAAACUGAAGAUUUGCAUGUCUCUGCAGAUCUAAGACAUGGAUCUUCACAAAGCUCUCCAGCUAAACAGAAGCUUCUUGUGAUCCAGCCAGACACAAGUGACGUUACUUCAGGGGACAAGGUGAAGUUUGUUUGCCCGUUGAUCCUUAAGCCAGAGUCUCCUGCAGCAAAACCUGAAAAUACAGAGAAGCCAGUUCAAGCAGAGCCUCAGCAAGCCUGUGUCAGCACCGCUAAGGGUACUGCCUACAGUCCGUCCCCAUCUGAUGGAGCUGUGACUCCAGCACAGGUUAAGGUUUGGGAAUUGACCCACACGCCAAAAGACAUGAAAAACCAUCUCCAGAUGAAACUGAAGCUGACCUCUCCCGACAAAAAGCUGAUGCGCCCCUGUGCAGUUCAACUGGUGAAUGUGCUCACUGUACCUGAGACGGAGGUUAAAUCUCAGUUUGAUGGUGCUAACAGCAAAAUACCAUGGCCUCUGCCCAAAGAUCUCCGUCGACACCAAGGUCUUCACACUGGCCAUCGCCUCUGCUGCUUCACCUCAUGUGGAAACGGAAUCUGGCGGCUCCAGAAGGUCGUCACCCACUCCCGUGACGGCUACACUUGCAGCGUCUGCACAAAAACGUUCAAACGGCGGAAGAUUCUCCGGCGGCAUGAGCGCUUCCACACAGGUGAAAAACCGUACCCGUGUUCAGUGUGCUCUAAGACGUUCGCACUCAGAAAGAGCCUCCGCCGCCACUUGAGAUUCCAUACGGGGGAGAGACCUCACACCUGCACGCAGUGUGGCAAAAGCUUCCGUCUCCGAGACAAUCUGAAAGCACACCUGAGGUUUCACACAGGAGAGAAGCCUUUCAGCUGCACCACAUGUGGCAAGAUGUUCAGGAUCACAAGAAAUCUGGAGAAACACAAACUCAGCCAGUGUGGGUUCUUUGUCCCUUCAUUCAGAACGAUUGCUGGCAUUUAGCUGUGAAAUAACAGCUCGUGGCUGCUCAUGAUGGUUGCACCAUUUUCUACCUCAGACUCAAAACACUGUAAAGCCGUUUUCACAUAUGAACUCCAGGCAAUGUCUGGAGAAUCAGGUCCGGACAUUGUCUGGAGUUGCCGUGUCAGACAUGUUCUCACUUACUGGAAAAACUCUGUUUGCUUUAGCGAGGGUUGGCGCCUGGAUAGAGCGUGCAGGGGGCACGACACAAAAUGUAAAAGUAAAGUACACUGCAGUUGUAAUUCAGCAUUUUAAGCUUUUCACCAAAAAUAAAACUGCUUUUAUUUUAUGAGACUCACAGGAAGUCUUCACUCCCAUCAGCGCUAGCUUCACAGCAGAACGUUCAGGCCCAGUCAAAACAAUGCAGCUCAUCCGGCCUGCUGUGUUUAUCUGGCAGCAGCCGGAUGAUAGAAAUGUCAUCAAAACACCCACUCGCUCACUCACUCACUCGCUGUGAAUUCUUCGGAACUCUGGUCCAACUGAUUCAGACAUUUGUUGACAUUUGUGUUCACACAUACAGCUCCUCUAGAAUAUGGCUGGAAAAUUUCAGGGUUGCAGUGCAUGUGUGAAAGGGGCUUAUGGCUAUUGUGGAAAACUGUGGUGAAAAGUUAAAGCAAGAACAGAAACAGAAACCACAAUCCUGAGUAAUUCCUGAGACUCUGAGUCAUUCCAGAAAGAUUUUAUUUUAAUAAAAAAUAUGGAGGGUUGCAGUGUGAUGGGUUUUUUUUUUCCAGAAACACAUACUACUGAUGUUUUUUCUUUGUUUCUUAUUCCUCGCCAUAUCUUUGCUUCCUGUGAUUGUGGACCAAUAGUAUUACUGGGACAGAGUGCAAGAGUGUCAACUACUCAACACUUCUUAGCAUUAGACCUUAUGAGAAAAACGCAACAUGUUUGCAAGGAGGUUCUCCCACCUUGCACCAUUAACCAGGUGUAGGUUUUUAUUUCUAUAUUCCUGUUAUUCUUUCUCAACUUUUGUUUUAUAUUCAUGUUACUGUAUAUAUUUGAACUUCUUUCUGUUCCUGUUCUAGAUGUUUAAAUGUAAUUAUGCAGACUUUAUAAGAAAUCUGGUUUAAAUGUUAAAACUUUUAUGAAUGAUUUUAAGGUGAAAGGUUAAACCAAUGUUAUCUCAUAUUCCACUUUUAAAGACAGUUGAAAUAAGACUUUUUUUUAUUCCGCAAUGCAGAUACCGUUUCCUUUUUAAACUUCUGAUGUUAGUUAACUUUUGUCUCAAAAUGUUUUUCUGUUCUCUCUGUAUUAUUAAAAAAAAAAGAUAAUGCA
Messenger RNA from Thunnus maccoyii (southern bluefin tuna), 2892 nucleotides. RefSeq lists its product as uncharacterized. The coding region runs from base 145 to 1596 and encodes 483 amino acids. The transcript has 4 exons. The record is from RefSeq and is a predicted model, not a curated record. Gene Ontology annotation, molecular function: DNA-binding transcription factor activity; RNA polymerase II cis-regulatory region sequence-specific DNA binding. Gene Ontology annotation, biological process: regulation of transcription by RNA polymerase II. Lineage: Eukaryota; Metazoa; Chordata; Actinopteri; Scombriformes; Scombridae.